ACGUCAAGACCGGCUCAGCUCCGGCCGGUCGAGAUCCACCGAUCCACUCCGCCUCACUGCACCGAGCCGAGCGGGGCGCGCGGGCGGCUCAGAUCACACCGCACCGGCGGGCGAUCACCGACGCCGACGCGGCGCCCCCACGCCAACGGCCGAACGCACCAUACAAGCUCGCCGUCGUGCUCCCCGACCCAACCCAACCCCACCCACUCCUCCCUCCCGCAGCUACAUCUCCCGCCUCGCCACCGCGCGGCGGGAGCUCGCCGAAGAGCUUCCUCCGCUCCCGCCCCGCGCCUCCCGUCCGCAGCCACGUCGGCUUCCCGCCGACCGCCUCGCGUUCUCGCGGUUUCCUGGUUCAGCUGAAUUUGUUGGCGGGGCGAGGCUGCGGAGCCAGAUCCCGCCCGUUCGCGCGCCUGGGACGGGGCGGUGGAUCGGCUGGGCGGAUCAGAUCUAUGCCCGAGAUCUAGGGUGGCUGGUGCGGAGGUGGAGGUGGUGAGCCGGCGGUAAUCGGAGGCCGGGGACAGGGAUGGCGUGGUGGUCGGGGAAGGUGUCGCUGGGCGGGCUGCAGGACAUCGCCGGAGCCGUCAACAAGAUCAGCGAGAGCGUGAAGAACAUCGAGAAGAACUUCGACAGCGCGCUCGGCCUAGAGGAGAAGCGCGACGAUGAAGAAGCUUCUGGAUCACGGACGUCCAACUCUGAUAGAAUGGGAUUCUUCAAUCCUGUCAUGGCUUUCAUGGGACAAAAUGGCGAGGAGGAUGGAACUGAUGUAUCAGAAAAGCCACAAUCUCCAAAGAAUUCGUCCCCAGAGGAAGAAAAUCAUAGCACCUCCACUAAGCAACGGACAUCUGAGGUAGAUGCUUCUGAAGUAUCAGGAACAAUAAAAUCUCCAAAGCAGCCUUCAAAAUUGGAAGAAGCUCACAGCAGCAUCUCCACUGAGUCACCUGUUUCUGAGCAAUCCAUGACGCCACAAACUUCAACACAUCCUUCAGCAGCAGAAGAAAAGCUUGAUGGCUCUGCUGAGUCACCCAUAUCUAAGGAGGAAGAUUUUGAAGCAUCAGAAACGUCACAAUCUCUGUCGCAUCCUUCACCACCGGAAGAAACUCAUAGUGGCUCCAUCGAGGAUAUAAGUUCAGUUAUGAAUGAGAACCAGGACAAUCAAGAUAGGAAACAUUCUGGCCCUAGUGAUGAAGCACUGCCGAAUCAGCUUGGAGAGUCUGCUGGAGACGUCCCUGAUGGUACAGCAUCUUCUUCACCUACCAAAAUAGAUCAGUCAGGUGACACCGAAACAGGGGAAUCUAUUCAUACUGGUCAGGAAGACGCAUCUGAUGGGAGCCCCUCGCAAUCACAACCAGCAGAGUCCACGUUAGCUAGUUCAGAUGAUAUAAUUGAAGCUGAGGACAAGAUUGCUCAAAAAUCUGAUGCCCCAAAAGAAAUGAGUAGUCCACAGGAUGGCAGCAAUAAGGUAGACAAAACUACUAAUCUUGAAGUCAAAGUACGUGAUGGCAGCAUUAAUACUGAAAAAAAUAAGGAAGAAAGCAAUAAGAUAGUGGCAGGGACAGCAUCUGUUGUUGGACAGGAGGAGAAUGUAUCGGAGCAGCCCGUUGACUUCAAAUCAAAGUCCAUAAUUGCAGAGCAUGAUUCACAUUCGCAGAAUGAGUCGGUGGUCAAUUCGACAGAUAUGCCUGCUGGACUAGUGGAAGAUUCUCCUGCGAAUGAUUUUAAAAAAGAAGAAAAGAUUCAGGAAUCUGUUGGAAGCACAAAUUCUCCGACUCCGGAAUUUGCUGGUUCUGUUGCUGAGCUAGAGAAAUUAAGACGUGAAAUGAAGAUGAUGGAAGCUGCAUUGCAAGGUGCUGCAAGACAAUCGCAGUCCAAAGCUGAUGAAAUUGCAAGAUUGAUGAAUGAGAAUGAGCAACUCAAAGCAACAAUUGAUGAUCUCAAGAGUAAGUCGUCUGAAGCAGAAAUGGAUGCGCUUAAGGAUGAAUAUCACCAGAGAGUAGCAACUCUUGAAAGGAAGGUGUAUGCACUAACUAAAGAACGGGAUACACUAAGGAGAGAACAGAAUAAGAAAAGUGAUGCAGCUGCCCUUUUGAAAGAAAAGGAUGAGAUUAUCACUCAGGUCAUGGCUGAAGGUGAGGAGUUAUCCAAAAAGCAAGCUGCUCAAGAAGCCACAAUACGAAAACUGAGGGCACAGAUUCGUGAGCUUGAAGAAGAAAAACAACGGCUGAACUCAAAGAUCCAGGUUGAGGAGACUAAGGUUGAGAGCAUUAAGAGAGACAAGGCAGCAACUGAGAAGUUGCUUCAAGAAACGAUAGAAAGAAAUCAGACUGAACUUGCAGCUCAGAAGGAAUUCUACACCAAUGCUCUUAAUGCAGCUAAAGAGGCUGAGGCAUUGGCUGAAGCAAGAGUCAACAGCGAAGCCAAAGUUGAACUGGAGAGCCUUUUAAGAGAAGCUGGCGAAAAAGAAAAUAUGCUGAUUAAGACAAUUGAGGAGUUGAGGCAUUCUCUUACCAGGCAAGAACAGGAGGCUGCUUUCAGGGAAGAAAGGCUAAAAAGGGACUAUGACGAUCUUCAAAAGCGGUAUCAAGCCAGUGAACUUCGUUAUAAUGAACUGGUCACACAAGUUCCUGAGUCUACCAGACCACUCCUGAGGCAAAUUGAAGCAAUGCAGGAGACUGCUGCUCGUAGGGAGGAAGCAUGGGCUGGUGUGGAGAGAACCUUAAACUCUCGCCUUCAGGAAGCAGAAGCUAAAGCUGCUGCUGCAGAAGAAAAGGAGCGGUCUGUAAAUGAGCGAUUGUCACAAAGUUUAUCCCGGAUAACUGUUCUUGAGACACAGAUUACAAUUCUUAGAACAGAGCAGACACAGCUGAGCCGAUCUCUUGAGAAGGAGAGGCAGAGAGCAUCUGAAAGUAGACAGGAGUACCUUGCAAUUAAAGAGGAGGCAGCGAUACAAGAAGGACGGGCCAAACAACUCGAAGAAGAAAUAAAGGAGCUUAGGGCUAGGCACAAGAAGGAGAUGCAAGAAGCAGCAGAACACAGGGAACUGCUUGAGAAGGACCUUGAAAGGGAAAAGGCUGCUAGGGCAGAAAUUGAGAAGACAUCUUCCCGUGAAGCACCUAAAGUUCCACUUCCUGAUCAAACAAGAAAUGCCCCUCUCAGAAAGCUCUCUAGUUCUGGAAGUAUAAAUAGUCUGGAAGAAAGCCAUUUCCUUCAAGCAUCAUUGGAUUUAUCUGACAAUGCUUCAUUAGAGAGGAGAAUGUCUUCAGAAAGUAAUAUGUCAUAUUAUCUGAGGACCAUGACUCCAAGUGCUUUUGAAUCAGCACUUCGUCAGAAGGAUGGAGAGCUGGCUUCUUACAUGUCACGCUUGGCCUCUUUGGAAUCUAUUCGGAAUUCACUGGCAGAGGAGUUGGUGAAAAUGACAGAACAAUGUGAAAAGUUACGGACAGAAGCUGCUGCUCUGCCUGGCUUAAGGGCUGAAUUGGAAGCUCUGAAACAAAGACACUUUCAAGCUCUAGAACUUAUGGGUGAACGUGAUGAAGAGCUGGAAGAACUAAGAAAUGAUAUCGUUGACCUAAAAGAGAUGUACAGGGAGCAAGUGGAUCUUCUCGUUAGCCAGCUCCAGGCAUUGGGUGCUCGUGUAUAGUGCUGGUACGGCUUUGUCGUGUCAUCAAAUUCUUGUUCAGUGCAUUGACCAAGUCCAAGAUAACAGGUCAGAGACUUGAGAAUGUUUAUUCAAAAUUUUGUAACCAUACAACGACACUCAAAAUAUUCGUUUGUAUACAUCUUAUGAUCUUAAGCAGCUUCGGUGUUGGGUUUAGGAGGAUACGUUGUUGUAUACUAGGCUGAAUAGUUUCACAGUUUUACGUGUAUUCUUUGCGAUUUGUUUUCAUCUAGUGUAUCGAAUUUGAGAAUCCAUUUGCAAUGUGUACCUCAGAGGAAUGCAAUCAAUAAUAUCAAGAGCCCCUUUUGUC
This is a messenger RNA of Setaria italica (foxtail millet), 3965 nucleotides long. Its product is annotated as golgin candidate 5. NCBI's taxonomy places the organism in Eukaryota, Viridiplantae, Streptophyta, Magnoliopsida, Poales, Poaceae. Bases 524 to 3637 code for a protein of 1037 amino acids. The record is from RefSeq and is a predicted model, not a curated record. The transcript has 19 exons.